This is a messenger RNA of Lucilia cuprina (Australian sheep blowfly), 5309 nucleotides long. It is a transcript of the gene wgn, whose product is annotated as tumor necrosis factor receptor superfamily member wengen. The record is from RefSeq and is a predicted model, not a curated record. The transcript is spliced from 5 exons. NCBI's taxonomy places the organism in Eukaryota, Metazoa, Arthropoda, Insecta, Diptera, Calliphoridae. Gene Ontology annotation, molecular function: protein binding. Bases 200 to 1348 code for a protein of 382 amino acids.
AGAAAAACCCAAAGUUGAUGAACACCUUUCGAGCAUUAUUUGACAAGUCUUUGAACUCUUAUACUUCUAUAAAUAAAAUAAAAUCCGCUUCUAAACCAUAAGCCAGUACUGUUUGGAAAACAUUGCACGAAUCUUUAAUGCCGAAACGAAAUUUAACGAAGACAUCUAACAAAACAACUACAAUUACAACAAACAAACGAUGAACAACAGCUACACACCCGCGCAUUUAACAAAUCUUAAAAUAACACCUCUCGUUACCAACAACUCCUCAAGCCGAACACAAUUUGACACAACCGCAACAAACACAAAUGAACCAUGUUCGAUCCAAAGUAGACUAGAAUCCACUAACCAAUGCAGUACUCAGGAUCAAGAAGAGGAGGGAGAGGAGACGUCUACGAAAUAUCGGGCAGAGGAGGGACAAGAAGAGGUGUAUACCAGUUACAAAACUAGUUGUAAUAAUAAUAAAAAUAAAAAUAGCAAUAAUAAUGUUAAGAAAUCUGUAUAUACACAAAAUACCAGCGUUGCAAAUACAUAUAUGCCUUUGGACACGAUGACCAGGAGAAGGGCGUCGUGGUCAUUGUGGUGGGGCGGCUGUUUGCGACCAUCAACAGCGGCUUGUGUUACACUUUUAAUAUUAACAACGACAUGUUCCUUAUGUUCAGCCUCCCUAUGUGAAUCGCAAAGUUGGUGGGAUCCAUACAAGGAUAAAUGUAUACCCUGCACUGUGUGCCAGGGCGAUAUGAUACCAUUGAGACCAUGCCAAAUGCAUCGUGACACUGUGUGUGGCUCAAUAUAUGAUUUGAAAAUUGAUUGGGUCGUUUUGUCGAAGACCGAACCCAAUUGGAAGGAGCGACGAAAGUUUGAUGGUUUAGAUUAUGGCUUAGACCACCACCAGUUAACCGCCGAACAAUUGCAACAGCUACAGGAUGAGGCCGAUCCAAUGGAUUGGCAAACGGCUGCACUUUUCUUGGCUGUUUUGGCAUGUCUUUUAUUUUUCAUUGUAGCCGCUUGUAUUCUAGUACAUCAUAUGCGACAAUGGCGACGCAUGGAACGUAGAUUAGAUCAAGAUGUCGAAGAACUUUCAACAAAACUCAUGGCCAAAUUGGCCGAGGUACAAAGUUUAGAGGGUGGUACAUUCUUUAUUGGUAAUGCGGAUGCUUUAAGGAUACCAACGUCAACAACAGCAUUGACAACAGCAACAACAUUUCAUCAACCACAACAUGUUAUGUUGCCAGAAAAAUCGGAUAAACAUCAACAAAGUCUACAACAUGAUCGUCGUUUAUUCACUAAUACAUCAACUUUAAAAUCUGGUAAUGUUUAUAUUGAGGAAAAUAGUUCAAAAUGUUAAAACAAAAGAUGGUGGCUGAUUGACUGUCGAAGUGCCAGAGGCUGGCUAAAAAACCACAACAAAAAACAAAAAUUUUGAAAAUUUUUAAGCGAAACAAUGAAACUGGAACAUACUUAAAAUUAACACACACACACAUACAAAAAAAUUUACAAAAAAGUAAUUCUUAUAAUUAUGUAAUUAAAAUAAAAUUUUACAAAAUUAACAAUAAUAUAUACAUUGUUAAAACGAGUAUGUAUAAGAAGAUGCAAAGUAAAAAAACAAAUAUUAAUGAAUAUCUCAACUAAAAUUAAGGGUCAGUUUUUCUUAAGUAAGGUUAAGUUUUAAUUGCAAAAAUUAUUUAAUUGUAUAAAGUAUACUUAGUUUAAACCAUUUUGAGCUGUUAGUAGUUUAUGUAUAAUACAAAUUUUUAGGCUAAACUAAGUUUAAGUUAAACUGAGUUUAAAUUAAUUUCAAAGAUUUUUGUAUUUGAAUUUUGUAUUCUUUAAUAAUUAUUUAUGGUAAAUUUAACUUAACUGAGUUUAAACACGCUAGAAUCUUAGGUAGUUUUAGUUACAUACUAAAUUACUAGUCAAACUAAGUUUAAGUUAAACUGAGUUUAAAUUAAAUUGCUAAAUUUAUAUUUGAAAUUUUAUUUCUUUUAUGUUUAAACUGAUGGUAAAUUUAACCUAAGUUUAAUCCAGCUAGAACUUAAAGUUAUUUUAGUUUUAUAUGAAAUUACUAGCUUAAGUAAGUUUAAGUUAAACUGAGUUUAAAUUAUUUGUUUUUAAUUGAAUAUAAGCAAUAAAUUUCUUUAAAACUAAAUAAAUUUAAAUAAACAUUGGUUAAACUUAAAUUAUAAUUAGGAACGUUUUAAAAAUUAUGAAUAGUCAACUAAGUAAAGUUUAAUCCUAGUUUGAACUGAUUUCCUUAAAACUUUAAGAAAAUUUAAAUAAAGAUUUGUAAAUUUUUAACUUAAUGGAAAGUAUCUCGAAAGUAAAACUAUUUACUAGUUUGAAGCCCUUUAUCUUAAUCUCUGGUUAUCAGUUAUCAUAUAUUUACGAUAAAUCGAUUAGCAGAUAUUGAGAAAAUACGAGAUCUAACACAAAAUUUCAGAUUUUAACUAAACCUAGUUUAAUCAAGAGUUUAAAUAUUUUUAACAAUUAAAGCAAAAAAAGUUAAAUAUUAACUGAGAUAUAACUAAGUCUAAACCCUAUUAAAACUUUAGUAUGUAUACGACCAAAGUAAUUGCUAAUAAGUUUUAAUUUAACAGAGGCAAACAAACUAAGUUUAACUUAAGCUGAGUUUAAUGCAAAAUAAGUAAAAAUAGUAGAUUUCUUUAAAAGUUUAAACACUUACAUAGUCCAGAUCAACUGGCUACCAGUUUAAACAUAGCUUAAGUUUAGCCCUAACGUUGCAUAAUAAAGUCAAUUAAAACUUAGUUUAAGUAAAACUGAGUUUAGUGUUAAAUAAAGUUUAAGAAUUGCAUGAAAAUCCUACAUCAAAUGGGCAGAACUUUAAAACAGUUCAAGGUUUAACAAAGUUUAUGUUUAGCAGUAACAUUGAAAUUGAAAAGAACUAAGUUUAGGUUAAACUGAGAUCAGCUGCAUAGGAAGUUAAACCAGACCCGUUUAAACUUAGUAUAUGUUUAGGUUGAAUAAGCAAGAUACAAAUUUAUUCUAAACAAAGAAAAGGUAAAACUAAGUUAAACAGAAUUUAGUGUAAAAUUAGUUAAAAGGAAGAAAUGAAAGAUAUCUUCUAAACGCUAAAAAACUGAGAUGUAAAUUUAGCAUCAGGAGUGCAAUAAGUUAACGCUAAACAAGUUUAAUUUCAGGUUUAUGUAAAGUAAAAUGCAAGUUUUUCUUGAAUUAGGUUCUAAUAUAAAAGUUUAAUUAUAUCAUAAUCUACUUGACUGUGUAUAUAAUUAUACAUUUUGGGUCUUAUUUAUAAACAUUUAUCAAAGGUUUAUAAAACAUGUUUAUGAAUAAGGUAGCUUAGAUUUAAACCAAGUUUAGAAAUUAAAUAAUAGUCAAAUUUUCUAUACUGUUUACUUUUGUUUUCAAAAGUGAGUUCACACUAAGUUUUAAUCGAAUAAAACAUCUUAAACAAUACAGAACUUUGCCUAAGUUUAAACUAAGUUUAACUGAAACAUACAUUAGUUAAGUUUAAAGAUUAAAUUUAAUCAAAAAAGUAAAAUUAAAAUAUUAGGAGUUUAAUCAAUAUAAAAUAUUGUCUUAGCUAAACUAUCAUUUACUCAACUUUUGUUUAAACGAGAGAACAGAUAUUAACUUAAUCUUAGUUAAAACGAAAAACAAAUUGUUUAAGUUUAAAGAUUAAACUUAGUUUAAAAAGUUAAAUUAAAACGAAAAGAAUUUAUUAAUAGUAAACAAAAAAACUUUUAAAUAUUAUUAAGGUUUAAAGUUUUUCAGUUCUAGGUUUAAGCUUAGAACUACUAAGGAAAAUAUUAAACCUUAAACAAUUAAUGAAAUAAAAUUGAACUAAAUUUUGAAAUAAAUAUUUGCUUAAGAAUUUUAAAUUGCAAACAUUUUAGAAAUUAUUAAAAUUAAAACAAGUUCUUUUCGAAGGAUUAAGUAAACUAUAAUUAAGAUUGCUGGAUGUUAAUUUAAACUAAGUUUAAAGAGAAAUGGACUUAAAAGAGGAUUAUGAUUAACUACCAGAAACAAUAUUGUAUUUUGAUAAUUUAGAUUAAAAAACUUACAUUUUAUUUUUGAAUUAAACUUGUAAUUUCUAAGAAGAUCAAGAAAAACUUAAACUUAUUUUAAAUAUAAAGGCUUAAAUUACGAAACGUAUAUAUCUCUGUUAAAUAAAAAAAUUGGUUUUUGGGAUUAGUUUAAAUAAGCAGGUUUUAAAUGUAAAGUAAUUUAAACUUCAAUUAACUUAAACUAGGUUUAACUAACAGACAAAAUCUAUAGAACUUAAUAUUAAAUCAAAACGGUUUAAGAAGACUAAUAACCGUUACCAUAUUAACAAGACAAAUGGAUUUGAAAUUUAAACAAUAUGAAUAAAGUUUAACAGUUAUUUAAAUUAAUAUCUUAAACUCAGUUAAAGUAUAGAAAAUAGAAUUUUUAAUUGUUUAGGUAAUGAUACUUUUAGGAAAAAUUUAAAAUUUUAUUGAACUAAAACUUAUUUUAUCCUAAUUCUUUAGUUUUAUAAAGCUCAGUUUAAACUUAGUUUAAAAUCAAGUUUAACAUUACUCCUUUCCUCUUAACAAAAUUUGUAAAAAAUUUAAAUUCUUAACCUUUAUAAAACAAAAACUUGUGUAAACUUCUUGUAUUAACUUAAAUUAUAUACUUGUAAACUUAACCUUAAGCACUGUAAAACUGACCCUUAGAAAAUCUCUUAAUUUAUUAUAUUAAAAUAAAUAAACUUGUUGUCUUGUUGUACUAUUUUUUUCCUUUUCUUUAAACUUUUUGUUUAUUUGCUUUUAAAAAAUAAAUAUAAAAUUCUAAAAAAAAAAAUAAAUAAAAAACUCUUUUACAAUAAUUUUCUAAGUGUAAAUAAAAAUUAAAAAAAAAUCGAAAAAAUACUUUAAUUUAAAACAAAAUUGUUUCAAUUUUGAAAUCGUUUUGAUUUCCAAUUUUCUCAAAAAAAAAUAUUUCAAUGUAUUAUUUUUCUCUUAAAAAACUCUCCUUUUUUGUCCUUUAUUUCCUAUAAUUUCUAAAAUAUAACUUUAAACAAAUUAUUAUUAACUUAAAAAAAUAUUUAAUCUUAAAUAUUAAAAAAAAAAUAAAACAACAAAUAAUUUUACUUAAUGUAAAUAUUUGCUAAAAUAAUUAUUAAUGAUAAUACUAUAAAUUUAAAACAAAACAAAAAUUUUUGAAAAUGAAAAAAAAAUUGAAAAACAAGCGUUUAACGUUUCAAAAAAAAAAGGUGUUGUGCUGCCAUCUUUAAUAUGUUUAGCAACCCCCGCCCCCCACAUCUUUACAGUUGAAGAAAUAAAUACAGAAUAUCUGCUGCAUAUCAA